AUGAACUCUUGAGACUCGGAGGAAAUGCUGAUGUUCUCCUCGGAUUCGAGUGACAAAGAGGACGAGCUGCUUCUGGUUAUUGCCAUCGAGGAGGAACAAGCAGCAGCUGCGCGUCGUAGCCAUCAGCGUGGGUCCAUGCCGGGCCAUGCGGUUAUAGACCGUCAUCACCGCGAAGGUGCUGCUAGGCUGUACAACGACUACUUCACUGACAACCCUGUGUACGGUGAUGUUCUGUUUCGGCGGAGGUUUCGUAUGACGCGGCGUUUGUUCUUGCGUAUUGCGGCCGCUGUGGAGGAGCAUGACACCUGGUUCUGGCAGGGAAGGGAUGCAACGGGGAAGCUCGGCCUUAGCCUGUUGCAAAAAAUGACAGCGGUGAUCUGGCAACUAGCAUACGGCGUCAGUUCCGAUGCAGUUGACGAGUAUGUGCGGAUAGGGGCGAGCACGGCGAUGCUGGCAUUGCGGAAAUUUGUGCAGGCUAUUGUGGAGGUGUUCGGAGAUGAAUAUCUGCGUGCUCCCAAUGAAGCUGACACCGCGCGCCUCCUGGCAGAAGGCGAGCGGUGUGGGUUCCCCGGGAUGCUGGGGAGCAUUGACUUCAUGCAUUGGGUAUGGAAGAACUGUCCCAAAGUGUGGCAUGGCGCGUACACAGGCCAUACUCGCAAGCCUUCUAUAGUUUUGGAGGCGGUUGCGUCGUAUGAGUUAUGGAUUUGGCAUGCUUUUUUUGGGAUGCCUGUGAGUCUUAACGAUAUAAAUGUUUUGCACCGCUCUAACUUAUUUACCAGGCUUACCGAUGGGACUGCCCCAACCGUGUCGUACAGUAUCAAUGGUAACAGGUACGACAUGGGAUACUACCUCGGUGACGGCAUAUACCCCGAAUGGGCGACCAUAGUGAAGGCAAUUCCUGCACCAAGAGGCAACAAGAGCAUCCAUUUCUCCGCCAUGCGAGCAUCUGUUCGCAAGGAUGUCGAACGUGCAUUCGGUGUCUUGCAAGCUAGGUUUGCUAUUGUACGCGGACCAGCUAGAGUAUGGGAUCAAUCCACAUUGCACAAUAUCAUGACCGCCUGUGUCAUUAUGCACAACAUGAUAAUUGAGGACGAGCGUGGAAGCGCAUCCACGGUGCAGGUGUUCGACUAUAUGGGGGAACCAAGUAAAGUCCAUCGAAAUGCUGAUGAAGGCGUGCUGCAUUAUGUCGAAGCGACUCAAGCUAUACGGAUCCGUGCAAUGCACCGCCAAUUGCGUGAUGACCUUAGUUGAGCACCUCUGGAGUAUUCUUGGAGCACAGUAGACUGAUCCCAACUAUGUAUUCCAUAAUUUAGGUAGUUGCAUGUAGUUCGGUUUUUAUCUCCCAGGGUCCUUAGUAUGCAUCAUGCAUCAUGCUUAGCUAGUGCAAACCGAGAUGGUUCUCAUGCAUGGUAAUGUCAUCAGGAAGAAAUGAAUGUACUGCAAACAAUGCAAGGCAACGUCCUGAAUGUACCAACUUUAAUGAAUAAUAUG
This is a messenger RNA of Phragmites australis (common reed), 1491 nucleotides long. RefSeq lists its product as uncharacterized. Bases 25 to 1251 code for a protein of 408 amino acids. The record is from RefSeq and is a predicted model, not a curated record. The transcript has 2 exons. NCBI's taxonomy places the organism in Eukaryota, Viridiplantae, Streptophyta, Magnoliopsida, Poales, Poaceae.